Zingiber officinale is the source of this 1767-nucleotide messenger RNA. RefSeq lists its product as uncharacterized. Lineage: Eukaryota; Viridiplantae; Streptophyta; Magnoliopsida; Zingiberales; Zingiberaceae. The transcript has 6 exons. The record is from RefSeq and is a predicted model, not a curated record.
GGUUAAGUUUGGCGGGAGGUGACUGCAAGCGAGAUUUUGGACUCUCAUGGAGGAAGAGGUGCUUCGUCGGUCUGCGGGAGUGAUAGAGAGCCAGAGAUCCGUCCGAUAGCGAGGGGUACGAGUGGAGGGAGAGAGGAGGAGAAGCAGGAGGAAGGUUGUGAGCGAGGCGAGAAGAGAGGAGGACAUGGCGGCGCACGUUAAUGCCGGCCGCCGUCUUGUCGCGCUGGUGCUGGCGGUUUGCCUGUCGUGCGGUGUCGCGGCGCGCGUCGGCGGGCCGGAAGGGAGGCAGCGGUUGCAGAUUGGGCGGCACCUCAAGAGGCUCAACAAACCCCCAGUCAAGAGCAUCAAGAGUCCAGAUGGAGAUAUCAUAGACUGCGUGCAUGUGGCUCACCAACCAGCUUUCGAUCAUCCUUUGCUCAAGAACCACACUAUCCAGACAAGACCAAAUUUCCACCCAGAAGGCCUGUUUGAUGAUGACAAAGUAGCAUCGCAGAAGAAAACUCCCUCCGGGGUUCAGCUGUGGCACCAAAAUGGGAGAUGCCCGGAGGACACCGUUCCUAUCAGGAGAACCAGUAGGGCUGACGUGUUAAGGGCUAGCUCCAUUAAGAGAUACGGGAGGAAGAAGCAUAAAAGCAUUCCCAACCCCCUGUCUGUUGAGCCAGACCUUCUCAAUGAGAAUGGACACCAGCAUGCCAUUGCUUACGUAGAGGGAGACAAAUACUACGGAGCAAAGGCAACGAUCAACGUUUGGCAGCCAGGUAUCCAGCAAACUAAUGAGUUCAGUCUCUCCCAGCUCUGGAUUUUAGGGGGCUCUUUCGGGGAGGAUCUCAACAGCAUCGAAGCUGGUUGGCAGGUCAGCCCAGAUCUGUAUGGAGACAAUAAUACCAGACUGUUCAGUUAUUGGACUAGUGAUGCAUAUCAAGCAACUGGCUGCUACAACCUACUGUGCUCUGGAUUCAUUCAAGUAAACAAUGAGAUCGCAAUGGGCGCCAGCAUCUACCCGAUCUCCAACCACAGUUGUAUGUAUAAUCAUGCACAAACACCAAAUGCAAAAGCUCUGCAGAUCUUUUUCUUUAUAAUUGAUAACAUUUUUCUUUACCAUUAUGAAUAAUGGCACUGACAGGAUCCUAAGGAGGGGCACUGGUGGAUGCAAUUUGGGAGGGACUAUGUGCUUGGCUACUGGCCUUCCUUUCUCUUCUCCUACCUGGCAGAUAGUGCGUCAAUGAUCCAAUGGGGAGGGGAGGCUGUGAACUCUGAGCCAGAUGGUGUGCAUACUUCCGCAGAGAUGGGGAGUGGGCACUUCGCUGAAGAAGGAUACAGCAAGGCGAGCUACUUCAGGAACAUUCAGAUAGUUGAUGGUUCUAACAAUCUAAGAGCUCCAACAAGGAUCGGAUCCUUCACGGAGCAGUCGAACUGCUACGACGUGCAGAACGGAAACAAUGGCGAAUGGGGGCAGCACUUCUACUACGGAGGACCGGGUAGAAACUCAAAUUGCCCGUAGAGGAGGAAACAGCUCAUUAAUUCCUUUAACACUCGUAUAACAUUCGGGCAGUUGUUAGUAGUAGCGCUGCUGUUCCUUUGACUCCUAGGCAAUUGUGAAAAGUAGUUUCCUUUAUUGGUUCUGGGUUGGUUCUUCUAUGAGCGGUGCUGUUCUCCCGGACAAAGCCGAGGAGAUGAGAUAGCAUGGUUGCUAAGAGAAACCAACAGGGUUUCUGAUAGUAGUGUUUUCGUGCAUUUGUUCUGGCCUUGAUUCUAUUUGUUUAGGCA